UGAAAAAAAAACUAAGAUCUCUGAUUCAUCAGAAUCCAUAGAUCAAGUUGAAAAUGAUAUUAAAUACAGUAUUGAGAUAAAUCGUUGGAUUUCAACACCCCUUGGUAUAUGGCCAGUUGAUAAAAAUGCUUCAAUGAAUGAAAAAUUAUUAUCUAAAGCAUUAAUUAGUAUUUGUUAUCUACUCAUGUGUUUUAUAUUCAUACCUUAUACUCUUCAUAUGUUUAUCACUGUAAAGGAUUUAGAAACAAGAAUAAUGAUGUGUGGGCCUCUCAAUUUUGCUAUUAUGGUGAUGAGUAAAUAUAGCUUUUUGAUUGCAAGAAAGAACUACAUUCGUGAAUGCAUCAAUAAUAUUAGCUUAGACUGGAGAAGAAGCAAUACCAAAGAAGACCGUGAAAUUAUGCUUACAUAUGCCAAACAUGGUAGAUUUAUUUCGAGUCUUUGUGCUAUGUUUAUGUACGCUGGUGGAUUUUUUUAUUAUACUGCCAGACCAAUUUUAGCAAGCAAAGCUUUAUCAACUGUUAAUGUUAGUGUACGAGUUUUACCGCAUCCUAUUUAUUCAGGAUUAUUUAGUGCUGAAACAAGCCCAAGUUAUGAAAUUGUAUUCUUCUUCCAAUGGCUUUCAGAAUGUGUUAGGUACAGCACAAAUGUUGCAGCAUGCAGCUUAGGUUUAGGUUUUGUUCUCCAUGUUUGUGGUCAGCUGGAAAUUGUUGUGGGGAAGCUUGAAAAUUUUAUUUGUCCAUCAGACACAAGAUAUGAAGUGAAACGUAAAAUUGCAGAAAUUAAUGAACUCCAUCUACGAUCAAUGAGAUUCAUAGCUCAUAUUCAAUUAAUACUCAGUGAGGUGUGCUUUGUCGAAUUUUGUGGGUGUACUAUCAAUAUGUGCGUUCUUACUUAUUAUACUUUAGUGGAAUUAGAAAAAGAUCAUGUUGAACCAGCAGCUAUUCUAGCUUAUGUGAUCCUUUUCAUAUCUUUUACAUUUAAUAUUUUUAUCUUUUGUUAUAUUGGCGAAAUUUUAUCUCAACAGGGACAAAAAGUUGGUGUUACAGCAUACAUGAUUAAUUGGUAUAAUUUACAAAAACAAGAUGCAUUAGGAUUGAUAUUACUCCUGGCAGUAUCUAAUCGUCCAAACACUAUCACUGCUGGCAAAAUGACAGAAUUGUCAUAUCGUAAUUUUUGUGCUGUAAGUAAAUUCAUUGCAACACUGGUGAUAAGUGGUAUUUUUUAUCAUACUAUUGCACCUCUUGCAAGAGGAACAAUCUUAACAGCCAACAAUGUCAGCAUUCGACCACUACCUCAUCCAGGAUUUAUUGUUGUUGAAACAAGUCCUCUAUAUGAAAUUUUUUUUAUUGCUCAAUGGUUUUCAGAUUUUGUUAGAUACAGUGUUGGUGGUGCAAUGUGCAGUCUAGGUGUGACAUUUGUUCUUCAUAUAUGUGGUCAACUGAAAAUUAUCAUGUCUCGACUUGAGGAAUUCAUUGAUGCUGACACCUUGGCAGUUACAAACAUGAAGAAAAAACCAGAGAUACUUUGUCAGGUGCCUGAACUGACAGAACAAUCCAAAUCUGACAUAGAAUAUAGUAUAGAAAUGAAUCGGUGGUUUUUGCAACCAAUUGGUCUCUGGCCAGUUGAAUUAAAUGCUUCAAAAGUAAAAAAAAUCUUAUCAGAACUUUUAAUUAUGAUUUGUACUUUACUUUUAUGUUUUAUUUUUAUUCCAACCAUGUUUCACAUGAUAAUUUCUGAAAAAGGAUUCAAAAGAAAAUUAACAUUAAUAGGGCCAAUGAGUUUUAGUGUUAUGGUGAUGAGUAAAUAUUAUUUCCUAGUGAUGAGAAGAGGAAAAAUGCGUCAAUGUCUAGACGACAUUAAUAUAGAUUGGCGAAGACUAAGACGAGAUAACGACCGAAAAAUAAUGGUGACUCAUGCAAGACAUAGCAGAUUCAUUACAACACUUUGUGCUAUUUUCAUGUAUGGUGGUGGGCUGUUUUAUCAGACUAUUGCACCACUUUCUCGAGGCAAAAUUUUGACAGCUAAUAAUAUCAGUAUACGUCCUCUACCAUAUCCUGUUUAUUCAGGAUUGUUUGUUGCUGAUCACAGUCCUUAUUAUGAAAUUGUUUUUAUAGCUCAGUGGUUUUCAGAUUUCGUUAGAUACAGCAUCAGUGUUGCUACAUGUAGCUCAGGAGCAAUUUUAGCGCUUCAUGCAUGUGGUCAGUUAAACAUCAUCAUGUCUCGACUAGAGACUCUUGUUGAUGAAACAGACUCACCAUUUGAGUUAAAAUUAAAAAUUGCAGAGCUUAUCGAACUUCAUCUUCGUUCGAUAAAUUUUAUAAUUCGUAUAGAGGAAAUAUUAAAUGAAGUAUGUCUUGUAGAAUUUCUUGGAUGCACACUAAAUAUAUGUUUAUUAGGUUACUACAUUUUAGCGGAACUUGAUAAAGAACAUCCAAGAGCUAUUGAGAUACUGACAUACAGUGUUUUGUUCAUAUCAUUUACAUUUAAUAUUUUUAUAUUUUGCUACAUUGGUGAAAAACUAUCUCAGCAAAGACAAAUGGUUGGCUUUGUGGCGUAUAUGAUUGAUUGGUAUAAAUUAUCAGCAAAGAAUGCAAAAUUAUUAAUUUUGGUGCUCAGUAUGUCCAAUUAUCCAAUAAAUAUUACUGCUGGAAAAAUUGCAGAGCUGUCAUAUCGAAGUUUUUGUAGUAUCCUUAGAACUUCGUUAGCAUAUUUAAAUUUACUAAGAACUCUUGUAAUAUAAAACUACUUUUAUGGUGUAUUAUAUAAUACUUGUACUAACAUGAAAUUUUUAAACAUUAGUAAAUUC
Molecule: messenger RNA, 2806 nt
Organism: Chelonus insularis
Lineage: Eukaryota; Metazoa; Arthropoda; Insecta; Hymenoptera; Braconidae
Exons: 10
Coding region: 134-2740 (868 amino acids)
Biological process (GO): detection of chemical stimulus involved in sensory perception of smell; sensory perception of smell
Cellular component (GO): plasma membrane
Molecular function (GO): olfactory receptor activity; odorant binding
Source: RefSeq, a predicted model, not a curated record